AUUCUGUCAUUCAAACUUUCUAUUUUUCUUUUCUUUUCAGAAAAAGAAAAGAAGAGUUUCCUUGAUAACUGAAGCCGGAAAAAUGGAAAUUGUUGGUUCAUUGUAAUCGGCAGGUAAAGAAUCGAUAGAAACCCAGAGUAAAUCCAUUCCUAUUAGGUCAGCAAAACCCACUUCGAGAAUAUUUCAACUUCAUCUUGGAUUCUGUACUUCACUUUUUCCUAUCAUCAAAAUCUCAUGCCCGUCAGUGUUUUGUGCUUCAUUUGACUGUAUGCAGUGAACCUUUGCAAGCUCUUGAAAAGAAAUGAUGACUCGUGCUAUAGCUGUAUUUAGGACUUUUAGCGCUAAAACUGGCAGUAAAAUCCCAAAAACUGCUCAAUCAGGUUACAAGAAGAAGACUGGCAAUAAACCUAGAAUUAAAUGGACUGAGGAACAUAAAGGCAUAUUAGAUUAUGUUAUUCGCGGUAAAUCUGUGUUCAUCACUGGCUCUGCUGGCACUGGAAAGACAGUUUUGCUUGGACAUAUCAUUAGUAUUCUGAAAAGGGCUCAUGGUUCUUCUGGUGUUGUUGUCACUGCGUCCACUGGAAGUGCUGCAUGUGCUAUUAAAGGGCAAACACUUCACUCUUUUGCUGGCUUUGGAAUCGGCGACGGUGAUCCUAAAGCUCUGCUCGAGAGGGUUGUAAGGAACAGCCGUGCUUGUAAAAGAUGGAAUCAGGUAAAGGUAUUAGUUGUGGAUGAAAUUAGUAUGAUUGGUGGGAAUACGUUUGAUACUCUUGAAUUCAUUGCUAGACAAAUACGGGGAUCAAACAAUGUAUGGGGUGGAAUACAGCUUAUUGUCAGUGGGGACUUCUUUCAGUUACCACUAGUUCUUAAGAAAAGCAACCCAUCAGGAAAAGAGUUUGCAUUUGAAGCUGAUUGUUGGAAUAGAAGCUUUCAUGCACAAGUUGAAAUAACAAAGGUUUUUAGGCAAACAGAUCCUCAGCUUAUCAAUUUGCUUCAAGGUAUAAGGAAAGGAGUCAUUGAUACUGAGGACCUAAAGCUUUUAGAACAGUGUUGCUCCAACAAUGAGCCAGAUCCCUCAGCAGUGAGGCUCUAUCCAAGGAUUGAAGAUGUGAAUAAAGUGAAUGAGAAGAGGCUGAAAAGCUUGGGUGAGAAAAUAGUUGCUUAUAAAGCUGUUGAUGGUGGCACUAGGAAGGAGCUACUCAAACAAGGGAUGGCGCAGGACCAGCUUGAGAUUUGUAAAGGAGCAAGGGUGAUGCUGAUAAAGAAUUUGCAUGUCUGGAGCAAGCUUUGUAAUGGUGCCACAGGUAAGGUAACAGUAAUCAAGCCACAAAAAUGGGAAUGUUAUGAAGGGGAUGAUUUUGUUGCUUGGAGAUCUCAACUACCUCUUAGGUUAGCUUAUGCUCUGAGUAUACAUAAAUGCCAGGGCAUGACCAUUGACUGCCUUUACACAGAUCUCUCCAGAUCUUUUAUCUAUGGAAUGGUAUAUGCUGUACUUUCGCGUGGGAGGACCAUGAAAGGCAUUCAAUUAUCUGGCUUCGAGCCAUCAAUGAUUAAAGCAAACCCAAAGGUUUUACAUUUCUAUGACCAGUUAUCUAGUAAGCAGUGCACAGAGGCUGGAGAUGUGGAUGAUGUUACCUACAAAAAGAAAGUCAGCAACUCUAAGGUUCUUGGUCAUUCAGAUAAAACAAGCAUUGAAGUCAGGAAGUGCCAUUUCUCUCUUUCAAAAUUCUUGGAGAAAUUAUAUUCUAGUUAGACUAACAAACCAAAGAUAUAGAGACAUAUUGCCUAUUAACUGUUAAAUAAUUGUUAAGGAAAAUCACAAUCUACAUUCAUGUUAAUGUGUGAGAAGAGGGAAACUGUUUUUGAGCAACUUUUUAUGCAUCUAUAUUCUAUUGGAGUGCUAUUCAAUCAUUACAUAAUUUUUUGGAUUCUUUUUGGGUUGUGAUAUUGAUACUUAACCAACAGUUUUCUUUUUCCAGAUUCACCACCUUAGCAUAGCUUUCCAUGUGUGAGCCAUAAAUUUUAGAGACAAAUAAAUAUAUGUUGCAUUGUUCUUCAACUGUUAUCCAUGCAAUAAAUUGCUGCAGAGAGCUGCAAACAAAGUAGAAAAGCAUGGAUCUCCUCUUGCCCAAUAGAAUUUCCAAUGCAUGGACAUCCUAGCCAAAGAUAAAUGGUCUUCCUUCAUGUCCACUAUUAUGAUUCCCUAAAUUUUAUCUCGAUAUUGCAGUAUUUUAAAUAUGUUGGUAGAUGGAUAGAAAACAUGGAAUAUCUUCACAUGUUCUUGUUCAAAGUAGUGAAACUCAACUAAUAUAGUAACACUGCUCAUAAAUAUUUAAUGGAUGUUUGAUUCACUUGCUUCAUUUCAGUUGUUUAUGGUAUCUUUCAUUGACUGAUUUCCAUUGUUAAUGUGUCACCAUAGAAUGUUCCAGGAAUGACGUUAGUCUAUUAUAUGCAAGAUGUUUGAGAAGUUUUGAGGUAAAACUUAUAAUGUGGUUACUUUGUCUACUGUCAAAUACAUGAAUCACUAUUUGGAUGUGUGCUUUUGAAGUAUAUUUAGAUAUUAACAGAGAUUCACUUACUAAUUUGCAAUACUUGAUUUAAACCUUAAAUUUCUUGAAAUUGUGUUAGUUUGCUGCACUGACUUAUUUCCUUUUUAUCUUCCUUAUUAAACUGGGUCCUGUUUAUUAAGAAAAUCACUAGUUUUCAUUGUUCUCUAAGCAGCUUGCCAUCUAGACUUCUUUUCUCCUUUCCUGGACAAGGGUGUCAAUUUAUAAUCUCAACUCAUGAAGAUUUUUACCCCUUCAUGAUAAGUUUCAGUACUCGUUGCUGCUCUUGGUCAUUGACGUUGGAAUUUCAGAACUUUGCUUGGUGCUGCCAGUUCACUUAUCACAGAUGAUCAAUUAAUUUUUCGUGCAGCAAUUGAAGCUGGUCCUUGGGAUGCAAGCUCAAGCAUGAAGACUUGAAGUCAGAAGGAACAUUGUGAAGUUUAGGACUUGUAGCUUUUGAACCAUUCAUGUAUUGCAGCAACAGAAAGGUCAGGCUCUGAAGCCAACAUGCAUUUCACACAUUCAAGAGUAUUUUCUCCUUUAAAGCUGCUGUAACUGUAAAAGGUAAUCAUAUUGAUUGAGCUGUUUCUAACUAA
This is a messenger RNA of Ricinus communis (castor bean), 3142 nucleotides long. RefSeq names its product ATP-dependent DNA helicase PIF1. Lineage: Eukaryota; Viridiplantae; Streptophyta; Magnoliopsida; Malpighiales; Euphorbiaceae. Gene Ontology annotation, molecular function: DNA helicase activity; ATP hydrolysis activity. The transcript has 2 exons. Gene Ontology annotation, biological process: DNA repair; telomere maintenance. Bases 302 to 1753 code for a protein of 483 amino acids. The record is from RefSeq and is a predicted model, not a curated record.